UCCGCCCGCCAUGGCCGCCCCAUGCGGGCGGGCGGGCGGGCGCGGGGCGAUGACGCCCGGGUAGGGCAGUGGAGGGCGGAGGGCGCAGCGCAAGAUGGCGGCUGCCGCGCUGCUGCGCUGUGGAAGGGCGGCCGCCCGCCAGGUGCUGCGGCUGGACCCCCCCGCGCCCCGAUGUGCGCCCUCAUCGGCGGCGCUGUGCACCCGGCCGGUGGGCUCCGGGACGCCGGCGGACAGCAAUGUAAUGACACCUCAGGGAAGCACCAGGCUGCUAGCCACGAAGGCAACAGUUGAAUUUCCUAAAACGUUGUCUUCUAGCUCAGAGUCUCCAACUGAAGGUGAGACAAUAUCUAGUACUAAUCUCAAGGAAGCUUCAAAACCUUCUGAUGAAGAUCUGAGAGCGUUGAUGUCAAGAAAAACUGUGGUUGCAUUUCCUCAGCGCAGAAUUGGUUCUUCCAUUGUGGAGGAAAAACACACUAGAGCCGCAAGAGGAGGAGGCAUGAGGAAAGAAUUAGCUGAAGAAGAAGAAAGCUCGUCUUCAUCCAGCUCGGAUUCAGAUUCUAGCUCAGAUUCUGAAGGAGAAGAUGAUGAUGAUGAUUCAGAAGCUGCCAUUAAAACCAGAGUGGAGUUUCCUAGGCGAGAUGCCAAAAUUUCUGAGAAAGUAACAACAAAUGCAUCAAAGCUACCAAAGGGUAACUUGUCCCAGAAACGCCACAAAGAAUCUGGAGCUAAGAAGAAGCCAAGCAAAACAGAACCAGAUAUAUCUACCAUCAAGCAGGUGACGUUUUCUAAAACUCCAGUUGGUCAUAAAACAUCAAAAUCCAAGGCAAGAGACCCCAACGUAAAAUCAGCUCCGAAAGAAGCGGAUCAGCAGAAGCUGGCCUUAGAACCACACUUGGAUGAACACCAAGCCCUGGCAGACAGCACUCUUAAAUCCGAUUCUUUGGGGGAAAAGUCCGCUGGAGCCCAGGUAGCAACAACUCAGCUGAAAGCUCCACCAGUGGCUCAGGAAGACAAAAAGCCAAACCUGGUGUCCGGAGGGGAAGCAAAAAGGGUAAAGGAGGCAUGGGAGUCAGCAGCAGUAGAAGUAACUUCUAAACAAGAAGAGGAGACUUCUGAAAGCGCGGUGUUGGUGAUGGGUACAAAGGAGGAGACCGUGCAGGAAGCAGGUGACCAAGCUGGAGAAAGCAGCACAACAGAGGAGCCUGCAGCAGCUGCUCAGCCUGAUCCUGAAGAAUUUGAUAAUUCUACCUACAAGAACCUCCAACAUCACGAGUACAAUAUGUACACCUUCAUUGAUUCUGUUGUGGUUCUCUCAAAAUUCAGGCAGCCGCAGCCAUCUUCUGGAAGACCAUCACCAAGGCACUGAACGAACCACAUUUAAAACAAAUGUGUAGAUCAUAUGAUAAAAAACCUAUUUAGCUCUGAUGUAGAACCUAUUAUAAAUCAAUAAAUGUGUGAUAACUUCU
Messenger RNA from Anas platyrhynchos (mallard), 1466 nucleotides. It is a transcript of the gene NDUFV3, whose product is annotated as NADH:ubiquinone oxidoreductase subunit V3. The record is from RefSeq and is a predicted model, not a curated record. Gene Ontology annotation, biological process: mitochondrial ATP synthesis coupled electron transport. Lineage: Eukaryota; Metazoa; Chordata; Aves; Anseriformes; Anatidae. Gene Ontology annotation, cellular component: respiratory chain complex I; mitochondrion.